Capsicum annuum is the source of this 303-nucleotide messenger RNA. RefSeq lists its product as uncharacterized. Gene Ontology annotation, molecular function: nucleic acid binding. Bases 1 to 303 code for a protein of 100 amino acids. The record is from RefSeq and is a predicted model, not a curated record. The transcript is spliced from 2 exons. NCBI's taxonomy places the organism in Eukaryota, Viridiplantae, Streptophyta, Magnoliopsida, Solanales, Solanaceae.
AUGGAGGUAUCUAAUAGGGAGAUUAUGCAAAUACUUCAGAAGACCGUGAAUGGACAGAAAAAAGAUUCGGUGGAGAAUCUAGAUGAUGUACUUUGGGCCUAUCAAACAGCAUACAAGACACCCAUUGGUACAUCUCCAUAUCGCUUGGUGUAUAGUAAGGCAUGUCAUAUUCCUGUGGAGUUGGAACACCAAGCAUAUGAGAUAACUACUGUGGGGGAAAGAAGGUUAUUGCAACUGAAUGAGCUUGAUGAGUUUAGACUCCAUGCCGAUAAAAAUGCCAAGCUCUACAAAGGGGAGACAUAA